This is a messenger RNA of Stylonychia lemnae, 2841 nucleotides long. The record is from the annotation of a GenBank genome assembly. Lineage: Eukaryota; Ciliophora; Spirotrichea; Sporadotrichida; Oxytrichidae.
AUGGCUCUACAUUAAAAUAUCUAAAAAAACAAGAAGAUCAAUAAAAGAUUUGAAAGUGAUCAUAAUUCUACCCAAAUCUUCUCCUAAAAAAACAGCAGCAAAAAUCAAAAAAUUUAUUUUGAAGAAGAGAAAUGGUAUAGUGCUACUCAGAGAGAUGAAGAAGAAGAUUUGUUAUAAUCUUUUCUUAAAUAAAGAUCAAGAGAGUUAGGUAAUGAAUCAGUAUUAAAUGACUAUAAAACUUUUAAGAAUAUCCAAAGUAUGAUUUAAAAUUACGCUUCAAGUCUUUUAAAUGGAUUAAACACUGAUACUACUCUUUCAAAUAUUGAUGGAAAUUUAACUUCUGAUGAUUUAGAAAGAUAACCUCAAUCUGAGCCAAAUUUCAAAAAGAAAAAUAAGACAAAUUAUAUAAUGAAAAUUCAAGAUUUUCCUACGAUAGCUAUAAAUCCAGAGAAUAAAAUUCAAGAAAAACUUUCCCGGAAAGAAUACUACAUUGGAAGAGAUCAUUGGAAAAUUUUGGAAAUUGAACAAGAACUUAAAGAUAAACUUGAGAAGUUAAAAAAUAUGUUGAUUGCUGAAUAGCAAAUAAACAAAUCAGAAUAGCUCUAGUUAAUUAAUAAGAAAAAUCUUGAAUAUUGGGAAAAAAUGGCAGGUGUUAAUCUUGAGUACCGUUUAAUCAAUAAAAUAGUCUAAAAACCUAUAUAAAAGCAAGUAAAGGUUAAAAUACCACAAAAUCCUUUACCUUAAUAAGCAACCAAAUCACAUAGAUGGGUGUACUAGGUAUUCAAAGAUGAUCCGAACUAUGGUGCCCGUAUGAAUAAAAAUGAUAACUUCAUAGCUUAUGAUUAAAAUAAAAGUGAUUCAAUUGAAUCAUUUUUUUAAAAGACCAUCUUAUCAGACAAUGAAUCUAAAGUAACUGAGAUCCUUGACUUGAAUCUUUUUGAGUAUGCAAAUCUUUAAAUUUUAAAAGCUGAACUUUAAAGAAAAUUCGAUUCUUCUAUUGGAGCAGAGAAUUAUUCUUUUGAAAAUAAUAAAUUGAUAAGAUUUUAUGGACCUAAAUCAUUUUAAAAUAGAAACUAUGCCUUUGAAUUGCUCAAUGAUAUCAAUUACAUAAAAUUUCCUAGUUACUGGGAUGAAUAAAUAAGAACUCUGAGAAUUGAUUUGAUAACAUUUCUGCUAGAUUUUUAGUCAAAGGAAUUCAAAGAUAUCAGUGCUAUGUUCACUUUUUAUGGGUAUAGGGUUUUAAAAAUAAAAAGAAUUUAAUGCAUGAGACUUUGGAAUCUCUUUUAACAAGAAAUAUUAUCCAUCAAGUAGAAAAAUAAUGAAUAUCCAGCUAUAGAGGAAUUAUUCCAUGGCACGAAAAAUAACAAACCAAGCAAAGUUUACAAAAAUUGGGAUUCACUAGAUGUCAGAUAUAGCAAAAAAGGUUUGUGGGGUCAAGCUCUAUAUUUCACUGAUAGUCUAAGUUAUAUUACAAAAAAUGGUUUUGCUUAUACAAGUAGAAAAUAAAGUUAAUAAAGCAUGGCUAAUCCAAAGAAAAAAGUUCUAAUGGGUAAAGUCAUUGUUGGUUUGAAUAAAUAUCUACCUCAAAAUUAAGAUUUAAGAUAUCCUCCCUUCUUAGAAGGAGAGGAGAAUAAAAGAUAUGAUAGUGUAUCAGGAGAUACUGAAACUAAUUUGAUGGAUCUUCAGUAUAAUAGCCUGGGAGGAAUGAUUUUAUUGGGGCAAAUUAAUGGAGUUGAUGGAAUUAUAUACAACUACCUUACAUUAAUAGACUAAUAAGGAUUUGAGGAGUCUACUUUUACUUUACCCGUGAAUUAAAUGUUUAAUGAUACAUCAAUUUAAAAAAUCAUACCAAGUCGGCUAAUAAUAUCAGCUGAAGAUAAAAUUUAUACAUUAUACCAGGCCUAUCUACCUCAGCAUAACGCACCAUUAAUGAUAAUUAAUAUGAAUUCUGAUACAAAAGUUGUGACUUAAGUUUUAACUCCGAGUACAUUAAUUUCUUAUGACAAAAUUUAAAUGGUCAAAUACUUUGAAGAGAACCUUUUCGCACAAAUAUCUUAAGGUGAUAAGUUAUAUGCGGUCAUUAAGUACAAAACAAAUGUCACAACUCAUAAAUUAGAUCAUAUCUGGUUUAAAACACUUGAUAUUCCUAAUAACAAAGCUUUCAAAUAUGAAGGUGACUUAUUUAUUAAAGCAAAUCUAUCAGCAUAACGGAUUUACACAUUUGGGAGUUAUGAUGGUUUAUUUUCAGUCAUGAGAAUAUCUAUGGUUGAUGAAACAAAUGACUAAUUUCUUUUAGCAGAUCUAUUUUAGCUUGAAGAUCAACACAACAUUCUUGGCCCAGCUGGUAAAAAUAAAGCGGAUCCAAUGGCAGUAGGAGUAUACAGCUCAGCUUCCACAAAGAUGUACAUUUGCACUACUUUGAAUGAUGAUCCUGACAAUUUUAUAAGGAUAGGGCUCUUUGACAAAAAUAUCUUCAAAGGAGUGUUUUUUAAGCUUGAUUAAGCAGAAAUUGAUUAUCAAUGCCUAGACAUAGUAAUGCAUGGAUCCACAACUUAAGAAGAUAUUGUAUCUGUUCUCUAUAAGGAUAAUAGCAAAGUGACGCUCUAAAGAAUUAAAUUUGAUAAUUUGAUUGAUUACGAAAUAGAUGCUCCUGAGCCGGCAGAUGAUAUUAAAAAGGUACAAAGUGAUAUAUUUAAAAUGAAGAAUAUGAGAGAUGGAGUUAAUUACAAAUUUGAUAAUGUUAGAGGAAGGUUUAAUCAAGAAACAGUAGACGUUUAUAAAAUUUUUGGCUACACGCAAUAAAACAUUAAUUGUGUAUUCGGUCACAAUAACUAUGGGUGA